Molecule: messenger RNA, 6147 nt
Organism: Trematomus bernacchii (emerald rockcod)
Lineage: Eukaryota; Metazoa; Chordata; Actinopteri; Perciformes; Nototheniidae
Gene: rev1
Product: REV1 DNA directed polymerase
Biological process (GO): error-prone translesion synthesis; error-free translesion synthesis
Cellular component (GO): nucleus
Molecular function (GO): damaged DNA binding; deoxycytidyl transferase activity; DNA-directed DNA polymerase activity
Source: RefSeq, a predicted model, not a curated record
AGAGAAAGCAAAAAGCUCCAGCAGGCGGGCGGUAGAAAUGGAGAGCAAAAGGACUGGGAGGGAAAGCGAAAACGCUGAAGAGACAUGGCGUGGCAGCAAGACAAAAUAACAGGAUUUCAGCCCAACAAAAAGGAGUUAUCUGAAGAACAAAGUAAAGGUUGACGGGUCGAGCUAGCGUUUACUGACUGGAGGAUUUUCAUUUCGCUUUGCUUUGGUCUCACCGCGUAAUCAGUGCGCACUGUGUGUUGUAUCUGCAGAGAAGUCUGUAGCGAAAAACACAGCCUGACAGGAUUAAAGUAUGAGUCGAGAUGUGUGGUCAAAAAAGAAAGCCAAUGCCAGUGGUGACAAUGGUUGGGCUGAGAGGGGCGGCUACAUGGCUGCCAAAGUUUCUAAACUGGACGAGCAGUUUAAACUGGACGCCCCCAGAGAGAAGCAGAAGGAUGGGUCAUGCUCCACUAUUUUCAGCGGAGUAUCUAUCUAUGUUAAUGGAUACACAGACCCGAGUGCGGAUGAGCUGCGCAGGCUGAUGAUGCUGCACGGCGGUCAGUUCCACGUUUACUACUCUCGCUCCAAGACCUCUCACAUCAUCACCAACAACCUGCCCAACUUCAAAAUCAAGGAGCUGAGAGGGGAAAAGAUCGUCCGGCCGCUGUGGAUCACUGACAGUAUCCAGGCUGGGUGUCUCCUGCCCUGCCUGCAGUACCAGCUCUACAAUCAGAAGGGCCCGCUCUUCCCUGCUAUGAUUUCCCGCCAGACGCCUGAGAUGGCAGGGCCGAGCCAUCAGAAGCUCCACCUGCCGCAGCGCAGCAUGCAGCGCUCUGUUCUCAACCAGGAAAGCCAGAAUAACUCCCUCCCCCCCCCGAACAACAGUCGACUUUACCCAGACAACAUCCAACCUCAGUCCGUGCAGCAGAGCUCUGCUGCUCGCCUCAUCAACCCACAGCCAAGCCACUUAGCAUCCACUUACCUCAACACAGAUCCCAGGCACAGAAGCCCCUCACACACCCACCUGCUGUCUAACCCCAGCUCCACAAAACCCCCCCUCAAGCCCCCACUGUCCCCUUUACAAACACCUCAAGCUAAUCUGCAGCACCAGAGGGCCGGUCAACAACAACCUCACAGCAACUCUUCUUACAACAGCAGCUGCAAGGAAGUGGAGUUAAAGAUAAAUGGAUUCCUGCAGACCUCAUUUGACGUGAUGAGCCAUUCAAAAUCAAAAGAAAUGCAAGAGUGUGGCAAAGCAGAUCCUCUCCCGCAGGUGGUGAAGGAAGCUCACCUGACGAAUGGACACUCUCACCUUGUUAAUGGUGCCUUAAAGCCAGAGGACCUGCUGUCCCCUGCUAAACCCUCUGAUGACACGGAGCUGCCUCAACGCAGAGUCAAGAGUUCACACGAUAAACCUCACAGUCCUCCAGGGCCGUUUCAGACCAAACCCGACCCUUAUGAGUUCCCCCAGAGUCCUCCAAAGCAAUCCGAGCAGUCUGUGGUCUCUCUGAAGCAAUCCAGUUCACAUGAAGCCAACGAGAAGAGACUUAAACCUCCACCACCCACCUACCAGGAGGCUUUAAAAGCCACGGAAACCCACCUACUCCCAAAACAGCUCCACCCAUCCCGUCCAGUUAAUUCACAUCCAGAAAAGACUCCUCUUUCCGCCGCACAUCGCUCUCUUUCACAUUCUCCUGUCCGUCUGAACGGGAGUCACCACAAUGCCUUUUCAUCUGCCUCGCUAAACUCAACCAACAUAACAUCCAAACCUCAUCAUCCCACUGAAAAGUCUCCAUCACCGUCUAAGUCCUCGGCGCAGCUAAUGGCCCAGACAGGCGGACUGAUCUCUGAGUAUUACUCUCACUCACGUUUACACCAGAUCUCCACAUGGAGGUCCGGCUUCUCGGAGUAUGUCAAUGAGCUGCACAGCAAGAGGAAAGCAGCGGGGGGCGCCUCUUUCCCAGGGAGGGAACGAUUGAGGAAAUCGGUUGCCCAGCGCUCAGACAGAGGAGGUACGUCAGCACCCACAAGUGUCAAAUCGUGUAUUUUUCACGUGGACAUGGACUGUUUCUUCGUGUCUGUGGGGAUCCGACAUCGACCAGAGCUCCAAGGGAGGCCAGUAGCUGUGACCAGUAGCCGUGGACAGGGCCGGGUCCCCCUGAGGCCCGGGGCCCAGCCUCAGCUGGAGAACCAGUACUACCAGAGGAAACAUGCUCUCCCUGAGAUGGAAGAUGAGGAUCUGGACAGAAGUCCAUCAGAAGACAGUCCUGUCCCCCAUACUAACGGAGUGGACCAGGAUAUUGCGACUCUCUCUAGGGCAGAGAUUGCAUCCUGCAGUUAUGAGGCCAGGCAGGUGGGCGUGAAGAACGGGAUGUAUUUUGGAAAAGCCAAACAGCUCUGUCCCUCGCUGCAGUCGGUCCCGUAUGAUUUUGAGGCGUACAAAGAGGUGGCUCUCACCAUGUAUGAGACUCUGGCCGGUUACACCCAUGACAUCGAGGCUCUGAGCUGUGAUGAGCUGCUAAUCGACGGUUCUGCUCUGCUGGCCGAGCUGCGCAUCAACCCUCAAGAUCUGGCCCGCACCAUCAGAGCCGACAUCAAGGAGAAAACGGGAUGCUGUGCUUCAGUGGGCAUGGGGUCCAACAUCCUUCUGGCUCGGCUGGCAACCCGAAAGGCCAAGCCGGACGGACAGCACCUCCUGAAGCCUGAAGAGGUGGAUGAUUUCAUCAGAGAGCUGCCAGUGACCAGCCUGCCAGGUGUGGGGCCUGUAAUGGGCAGGAAGCUGGCAGGUAUGGGUGUGCGGUCCUGUGGGGAUCUCCAGCAGGUUUCUCUGUCUCAGCUGCAGAAGAAGUUCGGACCCCGGACCGGACAGACUCUGUUCCGCUUCUGCAGGGGCCUCGACGAGCGGCCCGUCCGCUACGAGAAGGAGAGGAAGUCUGUCUCUGCUGAGAUGAACUACAACAUCCGCUUCACUAAGGUUGACGAGGCUGAGUCUUUCCUCAAUAACUUGUCCAUGGAGGUGCAGAAACGUUUACAAGACGCCGGGCUGCGGGGCCGCAGAGUGACCCUGAAGGUCAUGGUGCGCAAGGCUGGAGCGCCACUGGAGCCGGCUAAAUACGGAGGUCACGGCAUAUGUGACAACCUCGCCAGGACUGUGAUGCUCGCUCAGUCCACAGACAGCGGUCAGCUGAUCGCCGCUGCGGUCAUCAAGCUGUUCCACGCCAUGAAGCUUCAGGUCCAGGAGAUGAGGGGGAUCGGCAUCCAAGUCCAGCUCCUCGACGGACACCACUCCGGCCCCCAGGACUCCGCGGGCCCCGGGUCUCGCUCCAUCAAACAAAUGUUUCUACGCCAGGGAAGUGGCAGAUCCAGAAAAAUAGAACCUGCAGACGACAGCUCACAUCAGGAGAAUUCUUCCCUAAACGUGGGCCCGUCCUCCAGCUCCACUCCUCGUCCUCUGUCCUCCCCCGAGCCGGUCCCCGGGACGAGCAGAGACCAGCACGCAGGCAGACACACUCCCAAAAACUCCCGAGCACGUCUCAACUUCAGUAUUGAGAUCCCCUCCCCUUCACAGGUGGAUCGCUCUGUGUUGGAGGCGCUGCCUGCAGAUCUGAGAGAGCAGGUGGAGCAGUCGUGGACCAAUCGGGACAGGACCUCGAGUCACCGUCGCCCCCACAGCCCGACGCCCCCCGCUCCUCCCCCCCCGCCUCCCUCUGUGAGGUCUCGCCCCCCCUCCCCCCCUCGUCCUGCUGCCUCAGCGCUGUACACGCCGCCCGCCGGCACGUUGCUGCUUCAGCUCCCAGACCAGCCCGACAGUCCGGGGAUUGUUCUGGAACUACCACACUUCUCACAGGUUGAUCCGGACGUAUUUGCCGCCCUUCCCAAAGAGCUGCAGGACGAACUGAAGAAUGCCUACAACAGAGUAACACAUGUCCAGCCUCAGGCAACAAUAUCAGUGGAGCAGAAGAAUCCUCUGCUGCAGCUCAAACAGCCGGGAGUUGGAGUUGGAGUUGGUCGGGUGAAGCGGCGCUACAAGAGAAAAAAUGCAGGGAGUCCCGUUAAAAAAGGUCCCUCGCCUGUGAAGAGACGAAACACGACAAACAGCCCAGCCAAAACCCUGCCCUCCCCUCUAAAACCACGGGAACCAAUAAACACAUUGAAGACGGAAAAUGGUCCCUCCACGUCAAACCUUAAAGCAGACAUCGCAGAGUCCAAAUUCAUCCCCCGCCCUGCUCCUGUGCUGGCCGGAGCCUACGACAUGACGGACAUUAGGACGCUGCUACGGGAAUGGGUCACCACCAUAACAGAACCCAUGGAGGAGGACAUCCUGCAGGUGGUGAAGUUCUGCACUGAUCUGAUCGAGGAUAAAGAUCUGGAGAAAUUGGAUUUGAUUAUAAAAUAUAUGAAAAGGCUCAUGCAGCAGUCGCUGGAGUCGGUUUGGAGCAUGGCUUUCGACUUUAUUCUAGACAACGUGCAGUUGGUUGUGCAGCAGACGUAUGGUAGCACCCUGAAGGUAGCAUGAAGAGGAAGGUGCACUGUGUUCACUGUGUGUUACCAUGACACCCUUUUUGUUUUGCUACUAUCACAAGGACAUCUGCAAUACAAAUGAUGACGUCUAAAUGAUGCUUUUCCUCCUCAACACCCUGUUCUCAGUGGCGAGAGUAAGACACAAUUUAACGACUACACACACUCGACAUGUGAAAGUGUUACAGGAGCCAUAACAGUAUUAGACAAGAGUGUGUACAGUUAAGUGAUUUCGGUACUUUUUUUAAAGGAAUUCAAACUUAAAAGCAGGAAAACUACUCACUCAGAACAGUGAUAAUCGUAGCGCUUUUUUGAAAAUCCAUCAUUUUCCAUAUGGAGUUCUUUUCUAAAUAUAUAAAGUUUUAUAUACUGAUUUUUGCAGGCGGAGUUUUAACUGUUUCUUAUUAAAAAAACAGCUCUUAUAAGAUUUAAAAAUGUCCCUCCUGAUUUCCAUCUGCACUUAUGUGAUCUGAAGGUUUGAAUAAUGUAAGUCACAGGCACAUUUCUAUGUUUCUUUUGCAGUUAAAUAAGGUUUAAAAUGACAACAUAAUCAUCAUGUUAAAACACAAAGCACCUUUUAGAGAUUUCAGAAUCGGUUAGGGUUGUAGCACUCCUUAGGACUUAUGAAUAAAGGACAAAACAUUUCCUUGGUGCUCCGAGCUACUUGGACUAACCUGUGAUGUAUCUACUACUGCUGUCUCAAAAAAAGCCAACAAAACAUAGUCUGCUGCAUACAGUAGUAUCUUUAUUCCUCUUCUCUUGCAAAAAAAAGUGCCAAACCUUGUUAUUAUAGUAUGUAAAUAAUGUUUUCAAAGACACUUGUUUAAAGAAAAAGAUGUACGUGGAGGAUUUACCUCUUGUAUUGUUUACAUGUAGUGAAUUCUUAGUAACUGUCUCUAAAUUGUAAAAUCUCCUCAAUCUUUAAUUGUUUGUAAGUGUUCCAACAUGGAAGCUGGUCAAAGCACUUCCUGUGAGGUUAACUGUUGAUUCUCAGAAGCACUCUGACUCCGCGGAUGAUGACAGGGGUUAUGGCGAUCAAUAAGUAGCCUACGCAGUUGUUGUUUUUCUUCAAGAUAAUGUAAAGUUUCAUACAGCCUUUGUAUCUGCAGAAAAUCUUUUCUAGUGUUCCAGCCUAGUCACAAAUCUGAAUAUUGAGAUAAUGCUGGAUUUGACCAGGUGAGCUGAUUUUUAACUCAAUGUGUGUACUUGUGUACUUCAUUCAAUGGAGACAUGUGUAUGGCUUGUGGCUACAUCAUUGUAUUUCUGUGAUUUAACGUUAUGAUUGGUGAUUAGAAGUACUCAGCAGAUGCGGCUGGCUGGCUAGCUUGUGAUCUCACCAUGCAGGACAUUAUGUACGUGUGGUUGGAAAGGUUUCUCAAAGCAGUAUCCCCAAUAUGCAAACCAAAUCAAUCUUUUAUGUUUUCAACUCGUUGAAAUGAAUGUAAUUCAGAAUGUGUAAGUCUCCGCUCACUUUCCAGAUGUUUGCUUCUCUUCACCUGUCAUAUCUUUCUGGAAGGAAUGGCCAGGAGUUAAAACUGGCCAGUCUUGUCUUCUCUAAACUGGCUUGUGCCUGAAGACCUGAAGCUGUGAAAUUGUUUGUAAGUUUUCUAAAAUCUUGGUAAUAAACUGUAAACUCUGUAUUCA